AGGUAAGCGCAGAUCGUGGAUUUGUGGUGGCGGUGAUCCGCUGGAGUUGCUGCAACCCUGAGUGGGCCAUAUUUCUCCCGUUUCUGCGCCGAAAACCUUCCUCUCUGGGAUUGGGAAAGCGAGAUACCUUUCUUAGUCCUAGCAUGGAGAAGGCUGCGGUGUCAGUUGCAGCGGGAGAUGCGGGAAACGGCACCAAUAUGGUAACAGCGACGAUGCCUCCCGGUGGCGCAGCAGGUGUUCAGACCACAGCCUGUGGCACAGGUCGGACAGACGUUCACGACGUCAUGCCCGAAUUGUACGUGGUUUGUGUGUCCGACGAAGAGAACGAGACUGGGCAGGCCAGUGACGGCGAUAUUGAAGGUAGCCCUCGUGAACGGAAAUCAUCUCAUGGGAGUAAGGAAGAUGUUGAUGACUGGAAACCCCCAGAUGAGGAAUUGCAGCAGAAGAUCAUCAAUCAGGUUGAAUUUUACUUCUGCGAUGCAAACAUAAUUAAAGAUGCUUUUCUUCUAAAACACGUCCGGAAAAACAAAGAGGGGUUUGUCAGCAUCAAGCUUAUUACAUCCUUCAAGAAGAUGAAGAGCCUCACAAAGGAUUACCGUAAUGUCGCCUACAGUCUACGUAAGUCUGAGAAGUUGCGGGUCAAUGACGAGGGGACGAAGGUCAAGCGGAUUGAACCGCUUCCCGACUGGGACGAGACCACACCGUCCCGGACCAUCGUCGCCAUGAAUUUGCCUCUCGAAAUACCGAGCAUCGAGACUGUGAGUCAGAUGUUUUCGAAGUGUGGCGAGAUCUCGCUAGUGCGAAUCCUGCGGCCUGGCAAAGCAGUACCGCCGGACGUGAGACCGCACGCAGCCAGCCAUCCUGAGAUCGGGCAAACCAUGUGCGCCCUAGUGGAGUUCGAGAAGGCAGCGUCGGCUGAGAAUGCAGAGAAGCUGAUGAACGACAGGUCGGACUGGCGCAGCGGCCUGCGAGUGGUGAAACUCGCAAAGAAGAAGGAAAAAGCCGUCAAGGCAAAAGAGCAAGACAAGCUGAAGAAACAAGGGUCCUCUGGUCAGGCUCUAACGCCGACGGAAGAAGGAAUAGCGGGUAAAGAUGACAAGAAAAAGCGCAAAAGGAACAAGCGAAGGCCUGGUAGCAAAGGGAGCAUGUGCGAUGGAGAGGUCUUGUCAGACAACCCGCAGGGAGAGAGGGUACCAGAUGUUCACCUGCUCUCACCACACGGGCGACCUCGCAGCUCCACUAGCGAGGGUGAAGGGCUAAAUAUGUCCAAAGCCGCCGACAUCCGAAUCAGUAGCCCGCGCUUCGAAGCCAGGCCACGAAGUCGUACGUGGAAUGCCCGUGACACCGACUCCAUUGAGGAUACAAACCGCUUGAGAGUUUCUCCUUGCAUAACACCCAAGUCCACACCAACGACUAGCAGGAAAAACACGCCGAAGAGUAGCCCGGGCGUCAGACGCAAAGGCCAGCCGGGAAACAAAUCGAGGGAAUGUGAGGGUGAGGCGACCGUGUCUCCAUCUAGUCCGUGGGUCCAGCGCCGUCUCUUGGCGGCCAGUAGCAGCCCAGGAGUGUCGCCAGUAUGUAGUCCCCGACUGGGUAGACGGCAAGUUGGUGACACUUGUGGGCUACUCCGGCAGCCGAAAGGACCGGAUGGGUCCACGGGAUUUUAUGGCGGAAUCGGUCGAGGUAAAAGCUGUGCUGGUGUCUCACAGUAAAAAUGCAUUUGUUGAGCAGACCCAGUUUAUGGCAAGGUCAUGGUACGUGCAAGCGAUAAGGCUAGUUUUAUUUGUUUGUAAACGUACAUUUGUGAAGAGUAAGACUAAAACGUGUUUAAUGGUUGCAAUAUACAUGCAGGAUUAGUCGAUUCUCUGACACCAUGGAACACGUUUAAAGGGAGAGUUUACUCUAGGUUCUAGGGUUAUUUUCAGCUAAUUUAGGUUAUAAUUACGCUACAUAAAAAGUU
This is a messenger RNA of Priapulus caudatus, 1960 nucleotides long. Its product is annotated as la-related protein 6-like. Gene Ontology annotation, biological process: RNA processing. The coding region runs from base 144 to 1712 and encodes 522 amino acids. Gene Ontology annotation, cellular component: nucleus. Gene Ontology annotation, molecular function: mRNA binding. The transcript has 2 exons. Lineage: Eukaryota; Metazoa; Priapulida; Priapulimorpha; Priapulimorphida; Priapulidae. The record is from RefSeq and is a predicted model, not a curated record.